AACGGCCGAGCGCGGAUUAGCGGGCAGGACCCUCGUGCCGGGCUAAAACCACCCAACUCCAACGGAAACCCGAUGCACGACUGCGGUUUUGCGCGGCGCAGCGGAGGAGAUUUUGGCAAGCGACUCGGCAUGGCAGUCGCGUCGGUCCAGGCGCUAAGCGGCAUUAUAAAUAGCCCGCAACAAUGCGGCACGGUGGAAUCGUUGGAUUCUCCUCAGUCGUCAGGUCGACCGAUCGCGCACCGACCGCAAUCCCGUCAGGAUACAGGAAAUCCGUCCGGGUUACGCAACGGCCUCUUAUCCCACUUUUUAGGGUAACACAGUGUCCCCGAAAACUAAGGUCCGCCUGAACCCCACACUCCCCUCCCUGGGCUCUGUUCAGUUGAGAUGUCAAAUCAGUGCGCAACUUGUGGGGAGGAAGCCAAAUUAUUGUGUUCAGGAUGUCAUAGUCUUUAUUACUGCGGCAGAGAACAUCAGAAAAAACACUGGAAAACACACAAACCAGAAUGCACCACCUUCCGAUUAGAAUACUCGCCAACCAUGGGUCGAUAUGUAGUCGCAAACAGAGACAUCAAACAAGGAGAGAUCAUUUUGAAGGAGAAACCUAUCGUCCUGGGCCCGAAAAUAGCUUCUCUACCUGUAUGCUUAGGAUGCAAUCGACGGCUGAAAGCUACAGCGAUGGACGAUGAUGAUCCUUUAGAGUACUACAAAUGUUCCAAAUGUGGUUGGCCUCUAUGUGCACCUAGAUGUGAAGAUUCUCCGAAUCACCGUGACGAGUGCAAACUGAUGAGUGAGAGAAAUUAUCGCAGCCCAAUCCAGUACCAAGACUCACCCAAAAAGGAAUCAAGUUACUGCUGUAUAACGCCUUUACGCUGCCUUCUUCUCCCACAAAAGGAAUUUCAAAGACUGAGCGGACUACAAUCCCACUUAGAUGAGCGAAUCAAUACUCCCUUGUAUAAAAUUUUGAAGACUAAUUUAGUGAUGUUUAUUCGUGAGGUACUAGGCUUAAAACAGUUUGACGAAAGGACAAUACUAAAUGUUGCGGGUAUUUUGGACACCAAUGCUUUUGAAAUUCGUAGAAACAUGGGGAAUGUAAAAAUUCGAGGUUUAUAUCCUCGAACAGCAAUGCUGUCUCAUAACUGCAAGCCAAAUACAAAGCAUGUAUUUGCAGGAGAAGAUUUUGAGCUAUCCCUAAUGGCAACAGUUGAUAUAAAAAAGGAUGAAAUAAUUUCGGCAACAUACACGCAAACCCUGUGGCCAACUCUGGAUAGGCGAGCACAUUUAAAGAUGUCAAAAUGUUUUGACUGCAGCUGCGAGAGGUGUGCUGAUGCAACCGAGUUCAAUACAUUCUUAAGUGCCAUUAAAUGUUCAAAAUGUAAAAACUAUGUGAUAUCAACAGAGCCUUUAAACAGACUAGCAGACUGGCAGUGUACAUCAUGUAGCAAAAUUUUCACAGCCAAGCAAAUAAGCUUAGGAAAUGACGCACUGAAAAAAGAACUCCAAUCUUUGGACAAAUCUUCGCCAUCUCAGCUUGAACACUUUUUAGAGUCAUAUUUAACUUUUGAUGGAGUUCUGCACGAAAAUAAUUGUCAUGUGCUUGAGGCAAAGUAUGCUCUUUGUCAGAUCUAUGGAAAUAUGCUAUCAGAGCUAUCAGAUGAUCAAUUGACCAAUAAGAUAAACUUGUGCAAUGAUAUUCUUGAGGUAGCAAACAUAUUGGAGCCAGGAAUCACUAAACUGCGAGGAGUUUUGCUUUACGACAUGCAAGCAGCUAUGGCUGUCCUGACAAAGAAAUUGUUGGAAUCAGAAAAAAUUACCGCUGCCCAAGCAGAUGCAUCAAUGAGGCAAGUAAUUUCAGUCUUACAAGAUGCUGCAGUCAUACUGAAGACAGAUCCAGACUUAGGAUACUUAUUAAAGGAUAAAGUGAAAGAUUUGUCAGAUUUAUGUGAAUAAACAGCCAUCUUGGCGCCCUUCUGUCA
Messenger RNA from Bemisia tabaci, 1973 nucleotides. Its product is annotated as SET domain-containing protein SmydA-8. Lineage: Eukaryota; Metazoa; Arthropoda; Insecta; Hemiptera; Aleyrodidae. Gene Ontology annotation, molecular function: protein binding. The record is from RefSeq and is a predicted model, not a curated record.